UAGUCGCUCAGAUGACCCUCCAUACGGCAGGUCAAAAGCUUUGCGCAUACGGCAUGUCCAGAACUACGCGCAUACAGCAAGGUAGCCCUUCCAUCAGAUUCAAUCCGGAUGCAGGUCUCCCCGGCCAUAACGUUAGCAGCGAUACGAGAGUUUAGCUGCGAUGCGGCGUGGAAGGCUAGGCGCGAUGCGGCGGGGAUGGAAGGUGCACUCGCGCGCCCAUCUGUAGAAGACCUUACUCCGUUCGCGGAAGCCUGCCUUCCGUCGCGGGGAGGCGCGUACGGCAGUCAGACGGACGAGCACACGUCGCCCAAAUAGCGCAGGGAAUGGGCGCAUAGCUCUGAGUGCCGCCCCGGGAGGACUACGCACGGCAGCCAG
Molecule: messenger RNA, 375 nt
Organism: Schizophyllum commune H4-8
Lineage: Eukaryota; Fungi; Basidiomycota; Agaricomycetes; Agaricales; Schizophyllaceae
Exons: 1
Coding region: 109-315 (68 amino acids)
Source: RefSeq, a predicted model, not a curated record